Oryzias melastigma (Indian medaka) is the source of this 3214-nucleotide messenger RNA. RefSeq names its product RAB23, member RAS oncogene family (gene rab23). NCBI's taxonomy places the organism in Eukaryota, Metazoa, Chordata, Actinopteri, Beloniformes, Adrianichthyidae. The transcript is spliced from 7 exons. Gene Ontology annotation, molecular function: GTPase activity; GTP binding. The record is from RefSeq and is a predicted model, not a curated record. Bases 427 to 1134 code for a protein of 235 amino acids.
CAAAAAUUAGCGAGCGAGCCAGCAGUUGCCAGGUCCUCUUCCCAUUCACAACACAGAUAGCUGGAACAUUAGCUCGCAGAUAGGUAGCAGUGCAUUCAAUCUUUAAAACAAAUGUUAAAUUUGUUGUAACUUCAAACCCUACGUGCCUUCUAUUGAAAGAUUCAAACUUAUAUGACUUUAUCUGUGCAGUUUUCAUGGUUACCACGAGGAAAAGAAGGAUUUUCCUUUAGGAAAUUAGCUAACCUUAGCUAGGCAAUUAGCAACAGUGACUGGCGUCUCUUCUUAACGCGGAGGAAGGAUGCAGAUAUUUGACUGUUGGUAAUGAGGUCAAAUGUUGUAACGUGGUUUUACAGUUGCCACAUAUGUUGAAGACCUGUCUCUGAAACUACAAAGCCUAAGUGAGAAAAUUGACCUGACAUCGCCACAAUGUUGGAAGAAGACAUGGAAGUGGCCAUCAAAGUGGUGGUGGUCGGUAACGGAGCUGUUGGCAAGUCCAGCAUGAUCCAGCGUUACUGCAAGGGCAUUUUCACCAAGGACUACAAGAAGACAAUCGGAGUGGACUUCCUGGAAAGGCAGAUUGUUGUAAACGGAGAAGAUGUGCGACUGUUGCUGUGGGACACAGCUGGGCAGGAGGAGUUCGAUGCUAUCACUAAGGCUUACUAUCGAGGUGCACAAGCAUGUGUGCUGGUCUUUUCAACAACUGACAGGGAGUCGUUUCAGUCCAUCGAGACCUGGAAGGAGAAAGUCGAAGCAGAAGUCGGCGAUGUUCCUACAGUUCUGGUGCAAAACAAAAUUGACCUCCUGGAGGAGACUGUCAUAAAAAAUGAGGAAGCAGAGGCUUUGGCUAAGAGACUUAAGCUGCGGUUUUACCGUGCUUCAGUUAAAGAGGACCUAAACGUGACUGAGGUUUUUAAAUUCUUAGCUGACAAGUAUCUCCAGAGACUGAAACAGCAAACGGCAGAGGAGACGGAGGUGAUCCACACUACAAGCAAUAAAAUAGGCGUUUUUAACACAUCCAGUAGUAACGUCUGCAAUCAGAACUCCAGCAACGGCAGAGAAGUCAUCACUUUGCGGCCCAAUAAGCAACGGACCAAGAAGAGUAAAAAUCCCUUUGGAAGCUGCAGCCUUCUUUAGAGAAGACCCUAAAUGACUGGCCUUUUUUUCUGAUUUUAACUUGAUCAGCCAUUGCUAUGAUUAUGGAGGUACCAAAGUCCACACCAACUGGAACAGAUGUAUGUAACUGCUUUUCUGCAAGGCCCGGUAAUCUGUAUUAUAAAUUUGCUCUACCUAAGUUUUCAGCAUUGGAAGAUCUGUGCACAAAAGCUUUUUUUGCGUGCAGCUGCAUCCAAAGUUUGCGUUUUAAAGACCCACUCUGAUCAUCUUUUGAUGCAUUUUCAAAGUGGUCUUUUAGUUAUGAUUGUGCUGCUUUUUUAGCCAGAAUAAAAAAAUAUUAAGUUUUCUUGGACAUAGUUUCUGCAUAAUAGCAGCCUCACAACAGCUCGUUUUUAUCUGCUCUUGAUUCACAACAAUUUCAAUAAUUAAUAUUCAGAAAUGCAAUUUUGAGCUUAAUUUUUACCAUUUAUGUCCUACAUCAUCAGAAAAAAGCCACGUAAAAAACACCUUUUUUUCAGAGUGGGUCUUUAAAAAAUACUGCCACAAACUUCUGCUUCCAUAAACAGACUGAAAUGUGUUAAAAAAAAAAACAAGAAUAAUUUGCACUCAUGGAAAUAUUUGCUCCCAUCUGUGGUUUUUGACCAUCACCCAUUGCUGUGUUUGUGCAAUAUGUUUGCAUGGAUUGUUAAGAGUUGCGGUCAUUUUUGUACCAUAUUUUUCUAUUGGCCCCCAGAAUAUGGUCCAACAGUCGAUCCCCUGUAUAGCUCGAGACAAAUCUGUCCCUAUAAGUAUUUUUGUACGGAGCUCAACGGCGUUGAUGGAGAACUGGUGCCAAAUGUCCUUUUCCUUGGCUGUGAUUGUGGAUUAAGUCUGCGGUGAUUUGGAUGUAAUGAAAUGUACAGAAUGUGUUACCAAGUAUCAUUACUUACCUAAACAGAAAUAGAUUUACUCAUUUUCUCUCUUCAGUUAAACAAAUAAUGCUCGCGUCAUAAAUCCACAUUUAUCGCAAGUGUUUACACUUUUUUUUCCAUUUAAUUAGUCUGUUUUCUUGCGUAAAAUGGUGUAAACUCAAGGGUCUUUUUUUUUUUUUUUUUUACUGUUAAUGGUUCAGAAAGAGUAAAGACAAAUCUGAAGGUGCAAACAGUUCAUCGAUCACGUCUGUGCCUGUGGCAUAAAAAUCAAAGCAGAAUGUAAACUCUUAAAAGGUAUUAAAAUAAAAGACCAACAGGACUGAAUAUUAUCAGAAUAGAUUUUGAAAGAAAUGUGUUUUUACUUAAAAAGACUGAUAAAAGUAUAGUCAUAAUCUCAGCUGCAAACUAUAAGUGUUAUGCCUUUUUUGCCUCAAAAGUUCCUUUUUCUUCCUGCAGGAGUAAUUCAAAUCGAACUAACCAAGCACAACGACAUAUGUGAUUAUGUGAGAGACUAAAGAUUUCAUUGAUGAUAACUGUUGUUUACAUAGGAAUAGGUCAUGAAUUUAGGAGUUCAUACGCACAGAAGCAGUUUAUGUUCUUUAUUUUUGAGAGGAAAGAGAAGGUGUUUUACAGUUACUGGAACGUUCUGGCUUCCCACCACAUUUGGUUUUGUGUAAACUUUACUUUUUCUGAGGUAAAGUACAAAGUAGGGAAAUUCCUGUGCUGCAUGCAAGCCUUCUUUCCUCGUCAGCGAAUGUUUAACUAUUGCCUUGUUUUCUUCAUUCAUUUACUUUUUUUUUUUGCAUCGUCUCAAAAACUCCAUCUGUAUUUAAAUCUCAGUGUUUACUUUUGCAUUUUGACUGAAUGGAUUUAUUGCACUUUAUCAAUAUUAUUACAUUUUAAUCUAAAAAAAAAAAAUCUGCAAAUGAACUUAGCCAUCCCUAUGUGCUUCUACUCAGGUGUUUUAACCUUUUUUGUGCUUUUUUUCUAUACAUAAUGGCUUACCAGUAAAUGAAUUUCACACUGACAGACAUCGGCAUGUUUUCACUUUAAUAUAUUCGACACAUCUUGAAUUUUCUUUGCAGAAUUGCGUAUCAGCCUGAGGUCUGCCACACAAAGUGGGUGCCUGUGGGUGAUCUGUGGGAGACUAUUUGAUGGCAAUCAGACAAAUAAAAAAAAAAAACUGCUGA